CGUGACUCUCGUCCUGCAGGGUUACAGGCAGAGCAGCGAGUUCAUCAUUACCCAGCAUCCCUUGCCUGACACCAUAAAGGACUUCUGGAGGAUGAUUUGGGAUCACAACGCCCCGGUCAUCGUGUCCCUGCCGGGGGCGGGCCAGACGGAGGCGGAGGUGGAGCAGAGUGCCAUCUGGCCCCGUAAAGGAGCCCCGAUCAGCUACCAGAUGUUCACGGUCUCCCAGAGGAGUGAGAACAACAUCUGUCUGACCAACGAAGACAUGCUGGUGGUGCGGGAGUUCGUCCUGGAAGCAACUCAGGAUGACUUCGCUCUGGAGGUGAAACAUUACAGCGCCUCCUGCUGGCCGAACCCUGACAGUCCCAUCAGCAACACCUUCGAACUCCUGAAGCUGGUGAGAGAGGAGAACGCCGCCAAGGACGGACCCACCGUGGUGCACGAUGAUGUGGGAGGAGUCACAGCCGGGACGUUCUGCACUCUGUCCUCUCUGGUUCAGCAGCUGGAGGUCGAAGGGUCGCUCGACGUCUUCCAGGCCGCCAAGCUGACAAACCUCAUGAGACCGGGGAUCUUCAGCGACGUGGUGAGGAUACUGUCUUUCUCACAAUACACUGAAGUUAGACUACUGUCUGUUUCAUACUAUGCUGACGAUAAACUGAUGUAUGUUUAAAACUUGUUCAGGUGUAUAUCAGUAUGUAGU
This is a messenger RNA of Notothenia coriiceps (black rockcod), 697 nucleotides long. Its product is annotated as receptor-type tyrosine-protein phosphatase gamma-like. Gene Ontology annotation, molecular function: protein tyrosine phosphatase activity. Gene Ontology annotation, biological process: protein dephosphorylation. The annotation marks the transcript as partial. Lineage: Eukaryota; Metazoa; Chordata; Actinopteri; Perciformes; Nototheniidae. The transcript is spliced from 4 exons. The record is from RefSeq and is a predicted model, not a curated record.